This is a messenger RNA of Ixodes scapularis (black-legged tick), 4591 nucleotides long. RefSeq names its product transcription factor LBX2. Lineage: Eukaryota; Metazoa; Arthropoda; Arachnida; Ixodida; Ixodidae. Gene Ontology annotation, molecular function: DNA binding; DNA-binding transcription factor activity, RNA polymerase II-specific. Bases 690 to 1580 code for a protein of 296 amino acids. The transcript is spliced from 2 exons. Gene Ontology annotation, biological process: regulation of DNA-templated transcription. The record is from RefSeq and is a predicted model, not a curated record.
GGGAGUGGGGGGGAGUGCGUCAUGUCGUUCCAAUCCUACGAAAACGUGACUCUUUUUCUUCUCGCACCGGACACGUCCAGCAGAGCGUGUAGAAGGGGGCAUUAGUCGUCACAACGAAAAACAAGCUGUCGUUGACGUUUCCGGCCCGUCUCCAAGUUGGCGCGAACCAUCAUUAGCGCCGCGUCGCCGCCAACGUGGCAGCGGUGGCGGUCGCCUCGGACGACGCCUAAUCAAAGAGCCACGCGCUGCGCGGGGCCAGCGCCGCUUGCACGCGACACCGGCCGAAGCUGGGGCCGGCAAUCUGACCGGACCCUGUCGUUGGGCCAAAGCCGCCGAACCCCCCUUGGCCCUCUCGGGUGGGGGGCGACCCUGCCUAAGCACCCUGGCGAGCACGUCGGCGCCGAGCGGUAACUCGAAAGCUCCCGCCGCGGCAAAAGGACCGCCCCCGGGCCUCGGGGGUCGCGGGGCCCCUCUCGGGCCGGCCGCCGCGUCCCUCCUCCUGCGCGCUCCGAUUGGCGCUCCGACCGGAGCGGGCGGAGCAGCCGGCGCGUGUCGGCGGCGGGCUCUUCCCCGGAGAGCCGAGUGAACGGGCGCGUGAUGCACUGGCCGCGGGGCAGACGGCGCGAUUGAGCGGCGCGAUCCAGCGGCGCCAUUGAGCCGGUCGAGCAGCGGGAGCCAGCGUGGCGAGCAUGGCCGACGGCGCGUGCAGCCCGGUCGGGCCCGACGAGCCCGAGUCGGCGGCGCCGGGCUCUCCCAUGGACGAAGACGACGAGCCCCAGCGGUCCCCGACGCGACUCUCCAAGGCCGACGACGAGGAGCUGCUGGACGUGGUGAGCACGGCGUCGCUGGACGGCGCCGACCAGGACUUCUCCGAGGACGAAGAGUACUUCAAGCCCAUCAAGCGGCUCUGCAUGAUGGAGGCUCCGGCCAACCCGUCGCCCCCCAAGCCGCCCACCUCCUUCUUUAUCAAAGACAUCCUGAGCCACAAGCCCGCGCGCAGGGCGUCGGGCAUCGUGCGACCCUGGGACCUCGAGUCGCCCAACCCGGGCCGGCGAAGACCGCGCUCCACGGACGAGGACUCGAGGUCCGAGCGGUCCGAGAGCGACUCGCCCGACAGCCCCGCCGCCGGACAGCAGCAGCACAGCUCCACGUCGCCCCUGGAUGCGCUCUUCGAGAUGACCAGCAAGGCCUUCGAGGGACUCGAGUCCGGGGACCGCGCUGCCGAUGCCGCCCGGGAGAACGGCGGAUCGUUCAACGGCCGGCAGCCCGUGAAGAAAAAGCGGAAGUCGCGAACGGCGUUCACCAACCACCAGAUCUUCGAGCUGGAGAAAAGGUUCCUCUACCAGAAAUACCUGUCGCCCGCAGACCGGGACGAAAUCGCGCAGUCUCUGGGACUCACCAAUGCCCAGGUGAUCACCUGGUUCCAGAACCGUCGCGCCAAGCUCAAACGGGACAUGGAAGAGCUCAAGAAAGACAUGGAUGCUGCCAAGAUCCACACCAUACACAAGACCCUUUUGGACAACAUACAAGAUCUCAGCAGUUUCAAGAAGGACAUCCACAAGACUGCGAGUGGACCGUGAGCUCAGGCCGCGAUCCGUUCGGAAAGUCCAAAAAGGUUCUCACAAGAACUGUCGAUUCCUUCUAUGGUUUCCAUGUGCAGAGACAGCCUUUCUACGGGUAACUCGUCGGACAGUGCGUUGGCGACGCUGCAGUCGCCUCUGCGUUCAAGUCGCCACCUGCGUUCAUCUUGCCUCCUUUGUGGCAACGCCGCUCAGUGUCUCUUGGCGAGCACAGCCACUCACAAAGCAAAGCACCGCGCGGAACCGCGUACGGUGUCAUGCUUUGGAGGUUCCUCUCACUGGGCUGCUCUUUGUUUCGUCCCACGCCAAUUCCAAACAGGGAUUCAUCACUCUUGCCGAGUCCUCAUGGCACAAUUAACGACCAAAUUUUGAGCUGCAAUUUCAUGCUUAUGCCUUUAGUGUCCACAGAAAUUGGUACCACUCAAAGCGUCUAUAUGGCCGCGAGACGGAUUUGGUCAUUCAAGUUUGCUCGCUUAAAGUAAGAUUACAAUCACUUUUUUUAAUGAAUAUAACCGUGCUUUCCUUCUAAGCUAUUUUCUUGCAGCACAUUAUCUCUAACAGCCAACCCUUUGUGCGAAUUUGUGCCGCUGUUUUUACCGCGUAUGUUGUUCAGGACCAAGCCGAGUGAUAACUACUUAAUUGUGAGUUUGUCCAAAGGCAGCGUGAGAAGGCUUACGAAGGUCGCAGCUCCAGUUGUUCUGUGCUUUAGAUUUCUUUUGGUGCCUUUGGUACUGUUAAGACAUUUUUGUGCUGCUGUGAAAACUCAUUCUUUCUUCGCAUUCGGUCUUUUUUUCUUUAGCUCUCUAUCUCCGUUUCUCUAAGCACGUCUCUUGACGUUGGCAUUAUGAAAGUGUGCUAGAACGUAGGUGUCGUAAUGUCAUGGCCUGUAUCGCACUUUGGCUCUUCAGAUAGCUCUUUUGGGCUUAUGAAGCAAAGAGGAGUGAAAAAAAGCAAAGCAUUAUUUCUUAAUUUUCAAACGCAGCAUAGUUGUGAUUCAAUCCAACGCGUUUGUGUUGUGCCCCUGACACUAUGUGUUACGAUAGAAACAAACGAGUACUUAAUGAACAAAGCGAACUAACGCCUCUGCCAAAAAGAAAGCAGAGUGGUUUUAUCUACUUAAUUGUUUGAACCUAUAAUUAAUCAUAAAAUCACACCAUGUUCCAGCGCCUUUAUUCGCGUUUUAUGUCGCGUUAUUCUAUUGAUUUUCUUGAGUCAUCCCUACAAUCGCCACACAAACGUCACAUAGAAUAUUCAAAAUUAGGUACGUUUUUUCACAAGUAGAUUAAUUUUGCAACCCCUUUCAUGCGAGUGGCGAUGCAGCGGUGAACGAAGUCUAUGAUCUCAAAGGCAAAACUAAAGUUCAAGUGAAGAUGUGUAUUUUGUUUUGUUAGUUCGCAAGCACCCAAUGUCAUUCACAUACAAGCGAGUUCGUUUUUUAAUCGGCGAUAGAAUCCCUUUUUACUUCGAGAUGCGAAAUAACAUCAGAAAAGCUGUGUUUUCGUUUUGAGCGGUAAGACAAUGUCAAUGAAAGAGAUGUUUGCUGUUGUAACAAGAGCAGCCCAUAUCUGUGCAUAUUCACAACCGUUUAUUGUUCUCUAAGGUUUAUUUAUUUUCCCCAUUGACGCGCGACUCUGUCAUAAGGCAAUUGUGAGCAAUUCUGCCCGGUCACAGCUAUCACGGCUAUUUUCAAUUAUUGAAAACCAUGAUAUUGUAUAUACAUCUGAUUCAUGGAUUCCUAUGCGGUUCUAUGACGCUUGUAAAUAUACAAGCUUCAAUGAAAGCGCACCUGGAGAAGAAAUCACAAGCAUUUGCGGUGCUAGAAAAUCCACGUGCGCUAGCCUCGCAACUUAAUAUGCGAAAACCAAAAGAAUGUAUUUUUUAUCUGUCCUAUUCGAGUCUAGAUGCAUCCAAGCAACUCGUUUUGUGACAAUAUUGGAUGUCCUCAUAUUCACGGAAACUUGCUCCUGGAGCCGUAACUCUACAAUGCGAUUCUAAACAGUGUAGCAGUUGGUCAUCAAAUACCUCGAAAGAAUAGAAGUACUUUUAUCGUCCUGUUUUAAAACACACAGGGACGCAAGCACAAACAAGUGAUAACUUCUUUAUUCGAUUAUUCAAUGUAUAUUCGCUCCGGGAGAUCAGUACUUAGAUUUUUUUGGUAUAUAAAGCACCCCUUCAUUUUCCUACCAAGAUAUGCGAUAAUAAUUUUAACACGAUAAACUAUUUAAUAAAGCUAGGCUGUUAUAUCAUCAGUGUUAACCACCUUGAGGCUGUCUGGAAAAAAACGAAGAUUCCGGGGUUAUGGAUUAUAUGGUUGUUACGUGUCGGGAUUUGCAUAGAAGUGUACUCAUUAUGUUGCCAGAAAGUACUGUCCUACUGGCGUUUCUAAAAGGCUUGACGACAACAAAAGUGUCACACUAUUUCAGAUGAAAAUAAUUUAAAUUUAUUUCCAAGUAACGUAGGAUUCUAUGCGAAGUGGGUUUAACAUUAGCUACGCUCAACAAAUUGCGUAAGUUUCUAAGUGUAUAGUAGAUUCAAGAAUGUCACGACCUUUAUAGAAGUUGCACAUAUGACAGAAAGGCAAUCGUGUUUCAUUACGACAAAGCAUUCAAAUUUACACAGAUCACCUUUCAAUGCACGCUACAUCGAUAAACGUUUAUGAAUGCUACAAUAGCUAAAAUCCGAAUAGCUUUUUUAUUGUUUAAAGCAAAAGCUUAUGAACGACGUGAGGGAACGACAUCCAUCUUGCAGCAUCGAAUGUGAAUUUACACAUCUAAACACAGUCUCUUUAUGUAUUCGUAAGUCGUGCACCAUGUCUUUUGUAAUAAUUUAAGAGAGUAAACGCCUUUGCGUGAAAUUUUAAAUAACUGCACUGGAGGAGAACAGACAAACGUAUACACAUACAAAAAAACACCUUUACCCGCUGUAAUUUCAAUGACUAAUUUGUAUUCAAAGAAAACGUUUCCAGCCUUUUCAUCCCACUGAACCUUAUAGCCGCCAAUAAAAAAAAAAUA